AUGUGCUCGUCGUUGACUCAAUUGGUGUUUGGGGUCGUGAUGCUCGGAGCAAUAGCGCUCACUCUUGGGGCCACAUUCUCAAACAAGUGGAGAACUGUGGAAGCUGGACUCUUGGAAGCCUACGAGAAUAUCCAAACUAAUCAUACGGAACGGUUGACUGGAAUUCUCCCUUUCUUCUGCGAGAACGAGGCCGCCGGAUGUGCUGCUUUCUGGAAGAUGAAACCCUAUGAGAAAAUCGUCGCUAUCUGUAUGAUAGCCGCCCUCGUUCUUGAGAUUGUCGCUUUUGUCUGGAACUUUCUCACCUCAUGCACUUGCUGUUUCAAGAAAUAUCUCCUCCAUCCCCUCUCCCCACUCUCCUUCCUCAUCACCCUUCUCUUGACAAUUGCUAUUGGAGUCUUUUACUACUAUAGUGACGAAGUCAAGAAUGAUGUAAACAUCCAACAGCUCUUCGACUCGGAUGCAAAGGAUUUGAAUAUAAAUAUUGGAUCGGCUUUCUGGAUGGCUGUCGGUGCCUGGUGUCUUGCUGUGAUUGAUACAAUCCUCGCUUCCUUUGCUAUUUUCUUCGCUGAACAUGGUGUUUAG
This is a messenger RNA of Caenorhabditis remanei, 582 nucleotides long. RefSeq lists its product as uncharacterized. The transcript is spliced from 6 exons. Lineage: Eukaryota; Metazoa; Nematoda; Chromadorea; Rhabditida; Rhabditidae. Bases 1 to 582 code for a protein of 193 amino acids. The record is from RefSeq and is a predicted model, not a curated record.